This is a messenger RNA of Sinocyclocheilus anshuiensis, 3202 nucleotides long. RefSeq names its product MTSS1-like protein. Gene Ontology annotation, molecular function: actin binding; phospholipid binding. The coding region runs from base 221 to 2638 and encodes 805 amino acids. The transcript has 17 exons. NCBI's taxonomy places the organism in Eukaryota, Metazoa, Chordata, Actinopteri, Cypriniformes, Cyprinidae. Gene Ontology annotation, cellular component: cytoplasmic side of plasma membrane; actin cytoskeleton. Gene Ontology annotation, biological process: cell projection assembly; plasma membrane organization. The record is from RefSeq and is a predicted model, not a curated record.
GGCACAGAGCCACCCGACAGCCUCAAUUGUUGUUUCCUUUUGCCGACAUCUGCUGCGCGUUGCUCACAUUUGCAUCCGAAGCAACAAGAGGUCUGUAUUAGGAUGUAAUGGACCACAUUCAUCUCAUUUCCUGAAGACGAAAUCAGCUUAUUUGGAUCAGAACAUUUCAUCUGUUUUGUUCAUUCAUUGAGAGCAUAAUAACAAUCAAGGGCUUGGUGACAUGAUGGAGAGUGUGGAGAAGGAGUGCGGCGCUCUGGGUGGAUUGUUUCAGGCGAUCGUCAACGAUAUGAAGUACUCAUACCCAGUGUGGGAAGACUUCAUUGCAAAGGCCACGAAACUACACUCCCAGCUAAGAACCACAUUGUUGGCGGUCGCAGCGUUUCUGGAUGCUUUUCAGAAGGUGGCAGACAUGGCAACCAACACGAGAGGUGCCACCAGGGAUAUCGGCUCCGCUUUGACACGGAUGUGCAUGCGACACCGCAGCAUCGAGGCCAAACUACGCCACUUCACCAAUGCUCUAAUGGAAAAAAUGAUCGCCCCACUCCAAGACAAGAUAGAAGAGUGGAAGAAAACAGCUGCCCUGCUUGAUAAAGACCAUGCCAAAGAGUACAAGCGCUCUAGGCAGGAGAUCAAGAAGAAAUCAUCUGACACAAUAAAGCUGCAGAAGAAAGCCAGAAAAGAACUACCAGGUCGAGGAGGACUGAAGCCACAGCUGGACAGUGCCAUGCAGGAUGUGAGUGACAUGUACCUUCUGAUGGAGGAGACUGAGAAGCAGGCUGUGCGCCGAGCCCUCCUGGAGGAAAGGGGGCGCUACUGCACCUUCAUCAGCUUCCUGCAGCCUGUAGUGAUCGGUGAAAUUGCCAUGCUGGGAGAGGCCACUCACCUCCAGGCCAUUAUUGAUGACCUCACUGUGUUGACAACUGACCCACAUAAACUCCCAGAGGCCAGUGAACAGGUGAUUUUGGAUCUUAAGGGGUCUGACUAUAACUGGUCCUACCAGACUCCACCUUCUUCUCCCAGUAGUGUUGGAUCUAGGAAGAGCAGCCUUUGCAGUUUGGUGCAUCUGCCACCAGGUGGCGCCCAUCGCCUGAGCAGCGUCUCCUCUCAUGAUUCUGGAUUUGUCUCUCAAGAUGCCAAUGUACACUCCAAACCUCCCUCCCCCAUGCCGUCUGACAUCACUAGCCAGAAGUCAUCCAGUUCUGCAUCCUCAGAGGCUUCAGAAACCUGUCAGUCAGUCAGUGAGUGCGGCUCUCCCACAAUAUUCGGCUCAUCCUUUGCUACCUUUCGCCCUGCUCACUAUUUUAAUGACUCCAUCAGGCCUCACUCUUACAUACUUCCUGCGUCCCCUUCCUAUAACCAAUCCCCAGGAUCAAACUCCCCUUCUCCCACACCAAAGAUUCCUUACUGGAAGCAGGACUGGUCAAAGACAGGUCACUAUGAGCAGACGGCUGUAACCGGGCAGCGCAGGACUGAGGCUGGAGUGGGAGGAAAUGGAAUAAUUCACCCCGAGGAUCCUUAUAGGCUAGCAAGAAUGAAUUCUAAAGACCUCACUGCAAAGACAGGUCACUAUGAGCAGACGGCUGUAACCGGGCAGCGCAGGACUGAGGCUGGAGUGGGAGGAAAUGGAAUAAUUCACCCCGAGGAUCCUUAUAGGCUAGCAAGAAUGAAUUCUAAAGACCUCACUGCAAAGCAUGGUAAGCCGAUGUCAUCCGCUGCUAGUGAGCUGGCUAUGGUUCUGACUCGUGGGCUUAGUAUAGAACAGCAGCAGAAGAACAGCUGUGACUCUCUGCAGUACUCCAGUGGAUACAGCACACAGAACACGACACCAUCAUGUUCAGAGGACACUAUCCCUUCACAGGGAUCUGAAUAUGAUUGUUAUUCCAUGAAUGGUGACGCUGAUAACGACGCACAGACAGACUUCAACAAGUCCUGCACCGUCCCUCGCCAUAGCAAUCUGGCUCAGAACUACCGCCGUAUGAUCCAGACCAAGCGGCCUGCCAGCACCGCAGGGCUGCAUGGAGCACUGGCUGCCCAGGGAGCCCCAACAACCAAUGGCAAAGGAGGAGGAAGUGGUGUCAUAGCCUCAGGAACAGCCACCAUUCGUAGAACCCCUUCAUCUAAAACAAACGUGAGACGCACUCCAUCCAGUGUGGGUCCGAUCCCUAUACGACCACCUAUUGUCCCUGUAAAGACUCCGACCGUCCCAGACUCACCUGAAUUCCCCAGCCCUCCUCCUGAGCACAGUGGAAGUGAGGAAAACCUGUACAAUGACGAAUCGUUAGAAAUUCUGGACUACAAAGCUUCUCCCAAGCGAAUGAGUCUGCCAACAUGGGGAGCUGGUGGUGGAAGUGUCUACGCUCAGCAAACUGGAGCUGCGGGAUUCACUUCAGAAGAAGAGCAGAUGCUUGCCGCCAAUCGCCAUAGUCUGGUAGAGAAGAUUGGAGAGCUGGCCGCUAAUGCUCAUGCUCUCGGUGAGGGCCAGUUCCCAUUUCCCACAGACCCUCAGGCCAGCCAGGGCCACCGGCAAGAUCAAGGGCAUGAGCAGGACGGAGGAGACAUGUUGAAGACCAUCCGUAGAGGAGUGCGUCUUAGAAAAGCGACCUGCAAUGACAGAUCAGCACCAAGGAUUUUGCGAUAGUUUAGUACUGCUUCUCUUGCCAAGUCUAUUGCUACAGACUCUCCAAAUGAAGAGGAACAAAAUAUCAUGUAAAAUAUAAGAAGAUGGUGAUUAAAAAUAAAUAAAUUUCAGUGUUACAAUCUGCCAUCGAACAACUAGAAGGCCAGUGUCAAUGUUACAUGUUGAGUACGUAUGGACACUAUACUCAUCUAGACUAUUAUUGUUGUAGUUAUAUUCAGAUUUGGACUAAUAUCUCUUUGACAGGCAUAUUAUGAUGGACAAAUUGUGGCCUGAAGGAUGAGAAUGUAAUUUUAAAAUGUGUAUUAACAUACUAGUUAUGCCGGUUGUUCCUUUUUGGAGUUGCAAUUUGUAUUGACUAUGUUCUUCAUGUUACUUCUAUGUAACUGUGAUGUUUUUGAGACAUUUCUGUUCCCACGUGUAACUAUUGUAAAAAGCCAAAGUCUUGUUCUCAACUGAAAAGCUGCAUAAAACUGCUUAUACCGCAGCUCAGUCUCAGAUGGACCACACAAUUGAAUCACCGCACAUUCUGUAAACUGCCAAAUAAAGCACAUCAGUUGUACUAGA